Messenger RNA from Symbiodinium sp. CCMP2592, 867 nucleotides. NCBI's taxonomy places the organism in Eukaryota, Dinophyceae, Suessiales, Symbiodiniaceae. The record is from the annotation of a GenBank genome assembly.
AUGACUUCUUUCGGCACCGUGCUUCAACGAGCGCAGGAUGAAGCUACUCAAAAUCUCUUGGGCAUGGUCCAGGACAGCGGCGCGGCACCCCAGCCGCCGCAGCCACCCCUGCCGCCACCAGGUGGAGGCCCGCCAAUGCCCCCUCCCAGCGACGUGGCCGCUGCCCGCCCUGCCUCUCUGGAGGCGCUGCAAGAUGCAACGUCUCGGCUCAUGGGCGGCGAUCGGCCGGAGGAGGCCAGGCGCCCGGGAGAUCUCUCGCCGCAGGCUCGCCGCGAGAGGCCCGACACGAAAGCGACGUGUUUCAGGAUGGUCCUGAAUGGGGAAAUUGAAGCAGCAGAGAUGGGAAGUGGGGGCAACGGCCCCUUCAUGUGCGUCUUCUCUGUACAGCAUGGACCCGACUGGACGCUUGUGACAGGGGUGCCCGACGGGAUUACGCAGCUUGCUUGCAGUGCCAUCGCAGCCACUUCAGCACCCUCUUGGCGAGGGGGACUCUCCGAGGUCGUCUGGAGCUUCCCCCUCGGCUUGGUUUACAAAUCCACUUCGCCGUUUGGAUGGCCACGGCUCGUGGUGACUGUCUAUGGAACAGAUCUUUGCAAUCGGCGAGUCGUCAAGGGCUAUGGAUCCGUUCACGUGCCCUGCCAGCCUGGCAGGCACACGCGCACGAUACGCCUUUACUGCCCCCUGUCGUCCAGCCCACUAACCAGACUGCUGGGUGCGCUCUUUGGCAACCCUGCUCAGCUGGUGGACCCCCGCAUCCUAGCCGGAACGGAUGGACGCGAGGUAAUCCGAGUGCAAUCAGGCGGCAAGGUCCGGGUCAAUUUCGACGUGCUACUGAAAGACACAGAGCCCUUCAAUUAUGCAUUCUGA